UGCCGCUUUUUGGAGCCAAAAGAGAAACAAAUUUAGAAUUUACAACAAAUUAAUUUCUUUAAAUAAUGUCCGAGUGCCUGUGAAAGAAGAGUAUCCGUAGCUGUCCAAGCUUCUGGUUCCAAUAACCGUGGAAAGAGAACGGCACGCUGAGAAGAGUACCGCGCUCUCUUCGAGAUACACCUACUGAGAGUGCGUGGAAAUAAAAACAUUGCUUUCACUAUCUUCGCGAGAUAGUCUGCAUUUUAAGUUUAGUCGGCAUCAAGUAUAUAAGAUAUAAAAAAGUGCGUUGCAACUGGCAAGUUAUAUAAGCGGAUUAAAGCCGCGAGUGCAUUGAUUUUCCACGGGCCAUGGCGCGCCUCAUCGAGAGCAAUUUUGUACCAAUCGCCGUGGGCGUAGUCGCUGUGGUUGCCGGAGCUCUUAUCGUCCACUAUCUGCUCAACAAGAAGUCGACAAAACCGCGACGAGAACCCAAUAGAACCGCUCGCCUGCGCACUCUGGUAGAUCCCAAUGACAAGUAUCUGUUGCCGCUCAUCGAAAAGGAGGUGCUCAGCCAUGACACUAGACGGUUCCGCUUUGGAUUGCCGUCUAAGCAGCAUGUCCUUGGCCUGCCCGUUGGCCAGCACAUUCAUCUAAUUGCCACUAUCGACAAUGAUCUUGUUAUCCGGCCGUAUACGCCCAUUUCAUCCGACGAGGAUGUGGGCUAUGUGGAUUUGGUGGUCAAGGUUUACUUCAAGGACUCGCAUCCCAAGUUCCCAGCUGGCGGCAAGAUGACCCAGCACCUGGAACAGAUGGAGGUGGGCGACAAGAUCUCCUUCCGUGGACCCUCUGGUCGUCUGCAGUACCUUGGCAACGGCACCUUCUCGAUCAAGAAGCUACGCAAGGAUCCGCCCAAGCAUGUGACCGCCAAGCGGGUGAACAUGAUCGCUGGAGGCACUGGCAUCACACCAAUGCUGCAACUGGCCAGGGAGGUGCUCAAGCGCAGCGAUAAGGAUAAGACCGAACUGGCACUGCUGUUUGCCAAUCAGAGCGAAAAGGACAUUUUGCUACGUGAGGAGCUGGAUGAGCUGGCACAAAAGCAUCCUGACCAGUUUAAGGUCUGGUAUACCGUCGACAGGGCAGCUGAAGGCUGGCCCUACAGUGUUGGCUUCAUCAACGAGGACAUGAUCGCCGCCCACCUGCUACCCGCCAAGGACGACACAAUUGUGCUGCUCUGCGGCCCACCGCCCAUGAUCAACUUUGCCUGCAAUCCGGCUCUGGACAAGCUUGGCUACCAUCCGGACACUCGAUUCGCCUACUAAAGAAAGGAGAACGCCCAAGGCGCAAAAUCCUACGGAACAGAAGAAUUUGCAUUUCUGUUUUUGUCCAUUUCCUCUUCAUGAAUAUCCGUUGCUCUCGAACCAGAAGCUCAUCUCACCAGUGGAUACCCAGAAUUCUUUGAUAUUGCGACUCGGGAACGGUGUGAUUGAUCGCAGAGCGAGUGCAACAACAUCGAUACCAAUUGUUGUAGUUAUUUUUUUAUGAUUUGUGAAUAAACAAAUGUUGAAAAGACGGUAACAAGUUA
This is a messenger RNA of Drosophila serrata, 1561 nucleotides long. Its product is annotated as NADH-cytochrome b5 reductase 3. Gene Ontology annotation, molecular function: FAD binding; oxidoreductase activity. Gene Ontology annotation, cellular component: mitochondrion. The record is from RefSeq and is a predicted model, not a curated record. NCBI's taxonomy places the organism in Eukaryota, Metazoa, Arthropoda, Insecta, Diptera, Drosophilidae.